GGCAAGAGCUUCACCUACCACCCGAACCCUGAGCUCUUCCCGCUGAACCGGGAGGACCCCGGCGCUCCCUACCGCUUCAAAGCCGGAGGCGUGAUCGCCGUGGAGGGCCAGGACCUGACCAAGGCCAUGUCCAGGGGGGAAGUCAGGGCCCAACUGGGGGCCCAGCAGUGCGAGGUCAAGACCCUGGACAGCACCCACCUGUACUGCGAGCCCCCCGAGAAACCAGACCGGUCCACAGGAGGUCUGAGCCCAGAAACCAGACCGGUUCACAGGGGGUCUGAGCCCAGAAACCAGACCGGUUCCACAGGGGGGGUCUGGUCCAUAGGGGGGUCAGAGCCCAGACCAGUCCACAGAGGGGUAUCAACCCAGAACCCAGACCGGUCCAUGGGGGGUCUGAGCCCAGACCGGUCCACAGGGGGGGGGUCUGAGCCCAGAAACCAGACCGGUCCACAGAGGGGUCUGAACCCAGACUGGUUCUUAGGGGGAGGGGGGGUCUACUUCCUGAGCCCGGACCGGUCCAGGUCUGCUGAGGCUCUGGUCUGUGUGGGUUCCCAGGUGUUCAUGGGGAACCUGCAGGUGGACCUGGGCCCGGUCCAGUACGACGGGGACUCCCUGCUGGCCCCGGUCCCCCUGGCCGCCCAGAUCGGUUUGGGGGCCGGAGCUGCCGCCAUCAUCCUGUCCGUGCUGGUGGUCAUCCUCAUGUACAGGAGGAAGAGCAAACAGGCUCUCAGAGACUACAAGAAGGUCCUUCUGCAGCUGGAGACUCUGGAGAUCAACGUCGGUGACCAGUGCAGGAAGGAGUUCACAGACCUGAUGACGGAGAUGAUGGACCUGAGCAGCGACGUAGGGGGACCAGGACUCCCUCUGCUGGACUACAGGACCUACGCGGAGAGAGUUUUCUUCCCCGGCCAGAAGAUGGCGCUGCUGAGCCGGCAGCUGGACCUGCCGGAGUCCCGGAGGCAGACCGUGGAGCAGGGCCUGCAGCAGCUCAACAACCUGCUCAACAACAGGCUCUUCCUCACCCGGUUCAUCCACACCCUGGAGGCGCAGCAGGGCUUCUCCCAGCGGGACCGGGGCUACGUGGCCAGCCUGCUCACCUUGGCCCUGCACGACAAGCUGGAGUACUUCACCGAGGUCAUGAAGAGCCUGCUGCAGGACCUGGUGCAGCAGUAUGUCGCCAAGAACCCAAAGCUCAUGCUGCGCCGGACAGAGACAGUUGUGGAGAAGAUGCUGACCAACUGGAUGUCCAUCUGCCUCUACUCCUUCCUCAAAGAGGUGGCCGGGGAGCCGCUCUACAUGCUGUACAGGGCCAUAAAGUACCAGGUGGACAAAGGGCCGGUGGACGCCGUGACGGGAAAGGCCAAGCGGACCCUGAACGACAGCCACCUGCUGCGGGAGGACGUGGACUACUGCGCCCUGACUCUGACUGUCCUGGUGAAGAACGGAGUGGAGGUGCAGCCCUGCCCUGUAAAAGUGCUCGACACCGACACCAUCACUCAGGUGAAGGAUAAGAUCCUGGACCAGGUCUACAGAGGAGCCCCCUUCUCUCAGAGACCAGCGGCGGACAGCCUGGACCUGGAGUGGCGUUCGGGUCAGGCGGGUCACCUGACCCUGUCGGACGAAGACGUUACCGCCGUGGUUAACGGUCGCUGGAAGCGGAUCAACACUCUGCAGCACUACAAAGUCCCGGAUGGAGCCACGGUGGCCCUGAUCCCCCGAUCUCAGAGCUCAGCGGGAGUCAGCCAGGUGUUCCAGACCGGAGAGAAAACGCCGAUGCUGGAGACGGAGGAGGAGGAGGGUCUGCGUCUGUGGCACCUGGUGAAGAGCAGCGAGGACCCGGAAGUCCCAAAGCACCGGAAGAGCAGCAUGAGGGAGAGGGAGCGGGCCAAAGCCAUCCCCGAGAUAUACCUGACCAGGCUGCUGUCCAUGAAGUCCCCCCUGGUCCCACCUGUUCUCACAUGGUCCCACCGGGUCUCACCUGGUCUCACCUGGUCCCACCUGGUCUCACCUUGUCCCAACUGGUAUUACAUGGUCCCACCUUAUCCCCCCUGGUCUCGACUGGCCUGGUCCCACUUGUUCUCACCUGGUCUCACCUCUUCUCACCUGGUCCCACCUGGCUCAACUGGGUCUCACCUGUUCUCACCUGGCCUUGUCCGGCUUUCCCCUGGUCUCGACUGGCCUGGUCCCCCCUGGUCCCACCUGUUCUCACCUGUUCUCACCUGGUCUCACCUGGUCUCACCUCUUCUCACCUGGCCUUGUCCCGCUUUCCCCUGGUCUCACCUGGCCUGGUCCCACCUGUUCUCACCUGGUCCCACCUGUUCUCACCUGGUCUCACCUGGUCUCACCUGGUCUCGCCUGCAGGAGGUGGCCGGGGAGCCGCUCUACAUGCUGUACAGGGCCAUAAAGUACCAGGUGGACAAAGGGCCGGUGGACGCCGUGACGGGAAAGGCCAAGCGGACCCUGAACGACAGCCACCUGCUGCGGGAGGACGUGGACUACUGCGCCCUGGUAACCACGGCAACGGCUGGCCCGCCCAGCAGCCACAUUAGUUCAUCAUUUAGUUAG
Molecule: messenger RNA, 2565 nt
Organism: Menidia menidia (Atlantic silverside)
Lineage: Eukaryota; Metazoa; Chordata; Actinopteri; Atheriniformes; Atherinopsidae
Source: the annotation of a GenBank genome assembly